CACUAAACGAAGACUUUUUGACAUUUUGACUUUUUAGUCAAUAUUUAUUUUGACGAUUUGACGUUUACUGUGAAUCCAACGUGUAUAUAGUUUUUAUUUAAAUAUUAUUCACUUAAAUUUAAGAGACAGUUAUUCUCGUAUAGAUAAACUACACCAGUAUUAUAAAAACCAAUAAAUGAACCUCUAACCAGUUGUGUACUACCAAUAUCUCAAUAUUUAUUAAUAUGAAACUUUAGUUUAAGGAGGGAUAACUUUACUUUCCUCAAAAGUACGAUACCCAAAAGGUUCAGUCUCUGUCACUCUCUGCUAGUAUAUCGUCGAAGUAACUCGUAAUUAUUUAAUUCAACCUACUUAUUAGUGAAAGCAGGUAGUGAAGCACAGUGUGAUAUAACAAGCAUGGCAUCCGCAGAAGAAAUUUACAAGAAACAAAAAACCUGCCUACAAGUAGCUACAAAUGUGACUGAACAAAAACACCAUGUAUCUAGGGCGAAACGGGGCCAAAUUCUUGGUCACCUCAGGGGAUUCAGAGGAUGCACAGUUUGGUUUACUGGAUUAUCAGGAGCAGGUAAAACUUCAAUUGCUUUUGAACUUGAAGCAUAUCUCGUAUCACAUGGAAUUCCAGCCUAUGGUCUAGAUGGAGACAACCUGAGAACAGGAUUAAAUAAAGACCUGGGCUUUUCCAAACAAGACAGAGAAGAGAAUAUUCGUAGAGUAGCAGAAGUUGCUAAAUUAUUUGCUGAUGCAGGUCAAAUUUGUCUUUGCAGCUUCAUUUCACCAAAUGCUGAAGACCGUGAUGUAGCACGUCGGAUUCAUAGAGAUAGUGAUCUCAUGUUUUUUGAGGUAUUUGUGGACACUCCAAUAGAAAUAUGUGAGCAAAGAGAUACGAAAGGGCUGUAUCAAAAGGCUAGAAAAGGAAUGAUUAAGGGCUUUACUGGAAUUGAUCAGCCCUAUGAAAUUCCAGAACAUCCAGAACUCGUUGUUAAAACUGUUAACUGCUCAAUAGAACACAGCACCAUGCAGGUGGUUGAAAUGUUACAAGAGAAUGGUGUUAUACCUUUUGUUCAGGAAGACAAAGAAUACAUUCCCGAGUUAUUUAUUCCCAAACAUAAAUUGUCUAGUGCUUUAGAAGAGGCAGAAAGUUUGCCAAGGUUACAGAUCACUGAAUUGGACUUGCAAUGGUUACAGAUUCUCAGUGAAGGCUGGGCAUACCCUCUAAAAGGAUUCAUGAGAGAAGAUCAAUUCCUUCAAUCUUUGCAUUUCAAUUGUCUUCAAAAUGAAGGAAGUCCUGUGAGCCAGAGUGUCCCGAUCGUAUUACCUACUACCACUAUGGACAUGGAACGACUCAAAGAUGCCUCUGCCAUAUCCUUGUUACAUUACAAUGAAUGUUGUGCUAUUCUUAGAAAACCCGAAUUUUUCUUUGCCAGGAAAGAGGAGAGGGUAGCUAGACAAUUUGGUACCACUAAUAAGGACCAUCCUUAUAUCAAGAUGAUAUACGAAUCAGGAGAUUGGUUGGUGGGAGGUGAAUUGGAAGUAUUAAAGAGAAUAAAAUGGAAUGAUGGUUUGGAUAAAUACAGAUUAACGCCGAACGAGCUUAGAGGAAAAUUCAAAACCUUAGGAGCUGAUGCUGUAUUUGCCUUUCAGCUUAGAAAUCCAAUCCACAAUGGGCAUGCUCUUUUAAUGACCGAUACGAAGAAACAAUUGCAAGAAAGGGGUUACAAAAAGCCUGUACUGCUUCUUCAUCCCUUAGGGGGUUGGAUCAAAGACGAUGACGUCCCUCUACCGACAAGGAUGCUACAACACCAAGCAGUUCUCGACGAAGGUCUUCUCGAUCGUUCUUCGACGAUUUUGGCCAUUUUUCCGAGCCCCAUGAUGUAUGCUGGUCCCACCGAGGUCCAAUGGCACGCCAAAGCAAGGAUGAACGCAGGUGCAAAUUUCUACAUAGUCGGGAGAGACCCAGCUGGCGUAACACAUCCUGCAGGCAAGGACGCAUCUCCUGAUGGAAAUUUGUAUGAUCCUACUCAUGGUGGAAGGGUACUUAAAAUGGCUCCAGGUUUAAAUUCUUUGGAAAUCAUCCCAUUCAGAGUGGCAGCUUACGAUAAGAGAAAUUCCAAAAUGGACUUUUUCGACAACUCAAGAAAAGAAGAUUUCGAAUUCAUAUCGGGAACCAAAAUGAGGACCUUGGCCAGAAACGGAGAUACUCCUCCUAAUGGAUUCAUGGUCCCAAAAGCUUGGGAAGUACUAGCCGGGUACUACCAAUCCUUAAAUAAAUGUUAGGGUAUUCUCGCUAAAUUGAUUACAUUAAAGCUGGUUUUAUUAAAUAAUUUAAAGCUCCAUCAGGCAUUCGAUAACUUACAUCAAACGUGCCCUCAAAUAACGGCACUGAUCGCUCAAGAAGUUUUUGACAAUUUAUUUUAAAUCGCUCAAUAACUUUGUAAUUUUUCUGAAGCAUUUUGUUUUGAUUCCAGACA
Messenger RNA from Psylliodes chrysocephalus, 2468 nucleotides. The record is from the annotation of a GenBank genome assembly. NCBI's taxonomy places the organism in Eukaryota, Metazoa, Arthropoda, Insecta, Coleoptera, Chrysomelidae.